ACAAAUGGAAAAAUUGCUCAGCGAGCUCGCGGAGCUCGGAGCCCGUCAGAAAUUCAAUGGGGAAAUCGAUUUUGGAGCGGAAAUCGCAUCGGAUUCGCUGCUAGAAGUGAUGAAAAUUGUGGGGAGUGAAGAGUUGAGUCAGCAGGUUUUGGAGGGAUUUUUAGAGCAAGCUCCAACUAUCCACCAAGUUCUGCUCGGCAUGACAUUCGCCAGCUACCUGCAAUCCACCACGUCAGGAGAAGCUUCUCCAGGAGCCCAGGAGCUCUCGGAGCCACUCAAAAAAGCCCGCCGCUCGAUUCGUCUCCUUCUGAACCUCACCCAACGAUCCCCGGAUUUUGCCUCCCGAAUUUCAUCGGAAUCCGUUGAAUUAUUGGAAACUCUGCUCGCCACGGGCUCUUUUGACGUGGAAUGCCUCAUAAUUCUGCUCAAGACCUCCCAAGCCACGUGGCUUGAAUUUCAGAAAUCUCCACGUUAUUCGGCUCUUUUACAACGGGUUUUGAGCAAAUAUUCCCCGGAUUUUUCGGAAAAUUCGACGAUUUUAGCCUAUUUUUCGGUGCUUUUUGAGAUGGAUUAUGGAUUUUUAUCGAUGUGUUACGCAGAAAUGGAUGCUCCGACGUUUUGUGAGAUUCUGGAUGUGCUCCGAGUGAUUUUAACGCGAAAAACUUUAAAAAUUCACUCAAAUAAUCUACUUUUCGUUCUCAAUCUCCUUGAGCUUGUUGUAGUUGAUUAUGAAGCUUUUUGGAGGGCUCGUGAGCGAAAAGAGCCGCAAUCUGUGGAGCAGCGGAGGGUUGCGACAGUGGAAAUUUUGAAUUUGGAAGUGGAAAUUGUGGGCGAAAUGUGCUCUAACACGGAAAUGACGUCAUAUCUCAACGAGAAGGCGACUGCAAUGAAUUCGGUGGUUGAUGUUCUGGAUGCGGUAUCGAUUUUCCGGAAUAAAAUAUCGAUUUUUUUGGAUUUUUUUCAGAUUCUCCAUGCUGAAGCUCUUUUUGCCGAUUUUCGUGCGGAACAGCCUAGUGAUUGGCCGAAAAUUGAGUCAGAACACCCGAGAUUUGAAGUUUUAAAGCGAAAAAUUGAAGAAGAACGGAGAUACGAGGAGACGCAGAGAAGAUAUCCCGAUCGCCCACGACAACCGCUUCCACCGAAAAUUCAACGUGUAGAAUCCUCUGAAUCUCUGUCACUUCUCGCCAACACCAUUUUCUCAAAAUAUCGAUCGAUUGAUGACGUCAUCGGCGUGCCACGUGUCGGAGAGCUCAAGCUCAAUUGUUUGAAAGCCAUUGCGAAUUUGGCGAAUUUAUCGGAUUCUAAUAAGCUUGCCACGCUGCAAAAUGGCCGACAAGGACUAAUUUCAGUGCUUCAAUGUACCACGAGACGGCCUGAAUAUUUCUUGGAGAGCUUUACUAUGAGAAAUCAAUCGAUAUUCUGUGUUCGUCAGCUAACAGAUGGUUGUCAAGAGAAUAAGGAAGUGGUUUUUAAUCUCCAGCAGCCAAAUCAACCAAUUAUCGAUCGAAAACGACUUCUCGAAGAGCUCGGAGUCCACGUGGACAAUUAAAUUUUUGAAAUUUUAAUUUUUCUGUUGUUCCCGCAUUUUUAUACACGUUUUUUUGUUUUUUGUUGUUAAUUUUUUUUGAAAAAAUCAAUAAUUUAUCGAUUUUUUUU
Molecule: messenger RNA, 1656 nt
Organism: Caenorhabditis elegans
Lineage: Eukaryota; Metazoa; Nematoda; Chromadorea; Rhabditida; Rhabditidae
Gene: Y37H9A.1
Product: Copper transport protein 86
Exons: 6
Coding region: 5-1549 (514 amino acids)
Source: RefSeq, marked reviewed